Molecule: messenger RNA, 1906 nt
Organism: Galeopterus variegatus (Sunda flying lemur)
Lineage: Eukaryota; Metazoa; Chordata; Mammalia; Dermoptera; Cynocephalidae
Gene: EARS2
Product: glutamyl-tRNA synthetase 2, mitochondrial
Exons: 9
Coding region: 1-1452 (483 amino acids)
Biological process (GO): glutamyl-tRNA aminoacylation
Molecular function (GO): tRNA binding; zinc ion binding; glutamate-tRNA ligase activity
Source: RefSeq, a predicted model, not a curated record
AUGGCGGCGCUCACGAAGAGGCUGCUGCAGCCCGGGAGGCCUCCGGCGGCCUUGAGUCGCCCCGUGGGACUGCGCGAGGCCAGCCUGGGCACUGAUGCCGGCGCUGCGGUGCGAGUGCGGUUCGCCCCCAGCCCCACAGGCUUCUUGCACCUGGGUGGCCUCCGCACUGCCCUCUACAACUACAUCUUUGCUAAGAAGCACCGGGGGAGCUUCAUCCUGAGGCUGGAGGACACAGAUCAGACCCGCCUUGUGCCUGGGGCAGCAGAGAAUAUUGAGGACAUGCUGGAGUGGGCAGGCAUCCCUCCCGAUGAGAGCCCCCGUCGGGGAGGUCCUGCAGGGCCCUACCAGCAGUCUCAGCGACUGGAGCUAUAUGCCCGGGCCGCAGAAGUGCUGCUGAAGACUGGAGCUGCCUACCCCUGUUUCUGCUCACCACAGCGGCUGGAGCUCCUGAAGAAGGAGGCCCUGAGGAACCGCCAGACGCCCCGGUAUGACAAUCGGUGCCGGAACCUGAGCCAGGGGCAGGUGGCCCAGAAGCUGGCCAAGGAACCCAAGCCUGCUAUCCGCUUCCGUCUGGAGGAGGAGGCACCAGCCUUCCAGGACCUGGUUUAUGGCUGGAAUCGGCAUGAAGUGGCCAGUGUGGAGGGAGACCCGGUCAUCCUGAAGAGUGACGGCUUCCCCACGUACCACCUGGCCUGUGUGGUGGACGACCACCAUAUGGGCAUCAGCCAUGUGCUGCGGGGCUCAGAGUGGCUUGUCUCCACCUCCAAGCAUCUGCUUCUCUACCGGGCCCUGGGCUGGCAGCCACCUCACUUUGCCCACCUGCCCCUGCUCCUCAACAAGGAUGGCAGGAAGCUAUCCAAGAGGCAAGGAGACAUUUUCCUGGAGCACUUUGCUGCUGUUGGCUUCCUGCCCGAUGCCUUGCUCGACAUCAUCACUAACUGUGGCUCGGGGUUUGCAGAGAACCAGAUGGGCAGGACCCUGCCAGAGCUGAUAACACAGUUCGACGUGAGCCGGAUCACCUGUCACUCAGCCCUGCUGGAUCUGGACAAGCUCCCAGAAUUCAACAGACCCCCCGCCUGUCUGCAGCUCCUGAAUGUGCUGGGUCACAUUUGCCGUCUGCAGGAUUUGGUCUCCCCAGCAUACUCCUAUCUGUGGACUCGCCCUGCUGUGGGGCGAGCACAGCUUGGCGCCAUCUCGGAGAAUGUGGACGUGAUUGCCGAGCGCGUGCUGGGGCUUCUAGAAAGAUCUGGCACGGGCUUAACUCAGGAUGCGCUGAAUGGAGAACUGAAGAAGCUGUCAGAAGGUCUGGAAGGCACCAAGCACAGUAAUGUCAUGAAACUCCUCCGAGUGGCCCUCAGUGGACAGCUGCAAGGACCUCCUGUAGCUGAGAUGAUGGUGUCCUUGGGACCAAAGGAAGUGCAAGAACGAAUCCGGAAGGUUCUUUCCAGCUAGGGAGAAGAUGUGCAAGACAUUGGAUGUGCAGGGCAGUGGAGAUGGCCCUAGGAACCUGUACCCUUGGAAACUGCUUUCAGAGGAGAGGAGGAGGCGGCCUGGGGCGCAUCAGGAAGCUUGCAGAUGGAACUAAGAGUGGAAACAGAAUCUGCGGCUGCACACAGUACAUUUAUGGCUCCAUGGCAGGCCCAUCCUCAGCAGUUGGCCAGGGGAGCCCAGCCCAUCUCACCUCCUUGCCUGGAAAGGAAGUCCUCGUGUCUGGUUUUGAUACCACAUUACACAGUGGAGUUUGGGAGUUAGUUCACAGAAAAGUCAGCCUCCCAGGACAGUCUACUGGGCUCAGGUAUUGGUUUUCUAGGGCUGUCGUAACAAAAUCCCACAGAACUGGGUGGCUUAAGUUUUUUUCUCACAGUUCUGGAGGUUAGAAGUCCAAGAUCAAGGGGCCAGCAGGUUU